Messenger RNA from Oncorhynchus keta (chum salmon), 1951 nucleotides. RefSeq lists its product as uncharacterized. The coding region runs from base 3 to 1169 and encodes 388 amino acids. The transcript has 2 exons. The record is from RefSeq and is a predicted model, not a curated record. NCBI's taxonomy places the organism in Eukaryota, Metazoa, Chordata, Actinopteri, Salmoniformes, Salmonidae.
UGAUGAUCCAUGGCACGAAGCCUCCAGUUAUGAUCCAUGCCAAGCCUCCAGUUAUGAUCCAUGGCACGAAGCCUCCAGUGAUGAUCCAUGGCACGAAGCCUCCAGUGAUGAUCCAUGGCCCGAAGCCUCCAGUGAUGAUCCAUGGCACGAAGCCUCCAGUGAUGAUCCAUGGCACUAAGCCUCCAGUGAUGAUCCAUGGCCCGGAGCCUGUAGUGAUGAUCCAUGGCACGAAGCCUCCAGUGAUGAUCCAUGGCCCGAAGCCUCCAGUGAUGAUCCAUGGCACGAAGCCUCCAGUGAUGAUCCAUGGCACUAAGCCUCCAGUGAUGAUCCAUGGCCCGGAGCCUGUAGUGAUGAUCCAUGGCACGAAGCCUCUAGUGAUGAUCCAUGGCACUAAGCCUCCAGUGAUAAUCCAUGGCCCGGAGCCUGUAGUGAUGAUCCAUGGCACGAAGCCUCUAGUGAUGAUCCAUGGCACUAAGCCUCCAGUGAUGAUCCAUGGCACGAAGCCUCCAGUGAUGAUCCAUGGCACGAAGCCUCCAGUGAUGAUCCAUGGCACGAAGCCUCCAGUGAUGAUCCAGGGAAAGGAGCCUCCAGCGAGGGUUCCCAGUCCGGAGCCUGCGGCGAGGGUUCCCAAUCCGGAGCCUGCGGCGAGGGUUCCCAGUCCGGAGCCUGCGGCGAGGGUUCCCAGUCCGGAGCCUGCGGCGAGGGUUCCCAGUCCGGAGCCUGCGGCGAGGGUUCCCAAUCCGGAGCCUGCGGCGAGGGUUCCCAGUCCGGAGUCUGCGGCGAGGGUUCCCAAUCCGGAGCCUGCGGCGAGGGUUCCCAGUCCGGAGCCUGCGGCGAGGGUUCCCAGUCCGGAGCCUGCGGCGAGGGUUCCCAGUCCGGAGCCUGCGGCGAGGGUUCCCAGUCCGGAGCCUGCGGCGAGGGUUCCCAGUCCGGAGCCUGCGGCGAGGGUUCCCAGUCCGGAGCCUGCGGCGAGGGUUCCCAGUCCGGAGCCUUCGGCGAGGGUUCCCAGUCCGGAGCCUCGGGUGACGAUCUACGGUCCGGAGGUCCCGGCGACGAUCCCUGCACCAGAGGCACCGCCGAAGUGGGGGGAGCCUCAAGCGGAGCGGGGUCUGCGUCCUGGACCGGAGCCCCCACCGAGAGUAGAUGCCCACCCGGACCCUCCCCUCUAAGAUCAAGUUUGCGGCCGGAGUCCGCACCUUUGGGGCAGGGGGGGUACAGUCACGCCCUGACCUUAGAGAUCCUUUCUAUUCUCUAUGUUUGGUUAGGUCAGGGUUUUGUUUGAGUGUUUUUUGAAAAUAAAAUAUCAUGAACACUUUCCACGCUGCGCUUUGAUCCACUCCUUUGGACGAGAGCCGUUACAAUUAUUGGGUUCAAAUACACAUUUAGAUUUGUGAACAGCCAUCCACAACAACCACAAUCCGUAGGGUGCAAAUAGCUAAAUGAGAGAACAGCAGUGUGAUUCACAUCAAUGCGCUAUGUAGAUAUCAAUAAUAAGUGAUAUCCGUAUCGCCGUAGACUACACCACUGAUGUCAUCCUUACCUCCAAGCGUUUAUUCAGGUUGGAUCAUCUUUGGAUGCCGACAGCAGUCGCACCAUUGGAAGACAUAGCUUGGACUGUAGCCUACAAAAGCCUAUUCUUGCUCUUUUCCCACGAUCCAUCAAACACAUCUGGUGUGUCAUCAUAAUGAUCUCUGACUUGUGGUCAGACUCGCUCAGGUGGAACAAAUUUACACUUGCGCCUUUUUUCAAUGCUGAUUUGAAUGUCAUUGAGAAAAGUAAAGUAUAUCAAAGAUGGGUUUUUUGUUCCGCAAACAUCCUUUAUGAAUUUAGAAGUAAUCUUUCUAAGUAAUCAUCUAGUUUUUCAAAGUAUCUGUAAUCUAAUUACAAUAUUUUUGCCUGUAAUGUAACGGAUUACAGUUACCUUUUUUGUAAUCCCUUACAUGUAAUCCGU